GUUUCUGAUUCGACUCAUGGUAGUGUAACGACGGUUGGUAUUGAUCGACCGAUGGGGUGAUGAGCAAUCUGUAAAAAUGAAUCAUUGGCAAAUUCAAAUUUCCGAAAUUUGCAUGUAUUGUGUGAUUGAUACCUUAAAUUCGGCCGAAUGUGAUUAAUUCCGACAGAUACAGGAUUAGCGAAACCUUUUAUGUCGAACCAAAGGAAUUAGUCAGUGCUAAUCAAGCAAUGUAAAUCAAAGUAGGUGUAAUUAUUUCUCGCGCAGAGGAUGCCAUUAAAUGUCGGGAGAGUAAAAAAAAAGUUGGGUCCGGCAGGUCUGUUUGGACCGACGGACCAUAUUGGCGACGAUGAGAUCGCUCAGGCCCCCAGGAGGAUUACGCGUUCACGGUCUAGGGAGUGCAAAGGAAAAGUCAAUUUUUACAAGAUAGAGACUUCGACGUUGUCGAAUAGAUUAACUAGUGAAUCUAGAUCCGGAGAGAGCUCCAAACGAGGAAAAUCCAUGAAAAUAAAGAAAACCACUACCAAGAAAAGCAAUAAACCAUCAAAAGCUACUCAGCUGGAAGACUCCGAUUCAGAAUGGGAGGAUCAGCCUGACAAACCCCAAAACCUCCCCGCUACAAGGUUGGGUCGAUCGGGUCGAGGGCCCAGGCACAACCAGCAGCUGCAACCUCCAGCUACUGAUGGCGACAGAUCACCAAUCCAACACGUUGCAUCUUCAGCAGUACCUGCACGCCCCUCGCGAGCUAUCGCACGUCUUCAAGCAUUUCGAUAUUUACCACGACCACGCCAAUCUCCCACAGCUGUAUCUACUGAAUCAACCUUCUCCGGUGAAUCUGGAACUCCACGUGAGUCUAAACUCCAGGAUCCAUCAGUUCCCGCGAAUCUCAUAGAGUUCUCCAGCGAAGAAGAUGAACUCCAAAAGGAAACUGAAGGAGUUCCGCUGGCAGAGGGGGAAAAGUCGAUAGAAGGACCCAGGGAAGCCAGAGUUGAUGGAGAAACAGUUAGAGAUUUCGACAUCUACGCAACUACUGGUUCUGGAUAUAAUCAUGUAGAUAGCUUCAAUCAGAUCAAAUUGGGACUUCAGGAGGAAGGCAGUUCUGUCAAAGCUAAAUCAACAGUGGAUUCAGGUGCUGUCCGUUCGAUAUUCGAUCUAGACAGCAGUGAUUCAUUUGUUGAGUCUUCUCAUUCAAAGACAUCAGCGAGAAAACAAGGAAAUCAAAAGAGAGUUAAUUUCCAGUUUCCCAUAGAUCAUAACUCUUUGGAAAACCAACAUUCAAGGGAAAAUCGUGCAGCAUCAGCUGAAGGUGCAGGAGGUUCUUCCCAGCCGGGAGUUGAUUCACAAAAUCCAGUGAGAAGACCUGUCGAUCCCACAUCACCAACAGUCUCAAAUGCUUCCUAUCUUUCGGAGGACCAUGACAUUUCAAUAAUAACAAAUUCGCAACUAUCGAACAUCACAUUGAGGACUCACUCACGAUCUGUGAAAUCGACUAAACAAUUGCAGUUACAAAUUUCACCAUCGAAUUCUCGAUUCCUUACGGUCGAUGAGCAGAUCCUGCAGAGUAUCGCUCGAGUCUCCAUAAACUCGCCACCACCAGUACCGGAACCAAAAUUAGACCCAGUCGUAAUGCCUCAUAGAUCCGAAAACUGGACGGUAAUUCAGGAUUCUCUGAAAAGCACCUGUCAUGAUAUUAUCAGCCUCAAGCAUUCAAUCAUUCGAUAUAAUGGGACGAAAAGGUUCUCCAUGGAUUUUCAAGGGCUUGAUAAUUACAUUCGAUCUCUGAAUCCGAAUGAAUUGAAUGAUUUUUUCUGUCGAGUUUUGCCAUCAAUAAAAAAUCUCGCAUUACAACUGCCUGAAUUGCUGGUUGAGAGAAUGGAUGCCUGCCAACGCCAGGAGAACUCGGUCACCGAAAUCACUCAGAAGCAAGCAGGCUGUCUAUUGGCCAAUGGAUUUCUCUGCACCUUUCCUGAUGCUGUCGAUGAGAAUGAAAAGUUUGGAGGACAUUUUUUCAAUUUCUCGAGGCUUUUCGAGGCUCAUCAACAUACUGGUAGUGACAGGCACGAAAUUAACGAAAUUGUGAAGCAAAAAAUUCAGUGCAUCAUCGCAUACUUUUCAGAGAUCAAAGACCAACCGUUAACGAAUCUACUGAUAAUGGAGAGAGUGUAUAUUGCUGCUGGUCCAGCUUGGUGGAAUUCAAAUCAUCCAUUGAGACCGGUGAACAUAGAAAAAUUUACGGAUUCCUGUGAAGGAGUGGAGGUGCUGAAUAUUGAUGGAGUCUUUGGUGGAGAUGUAUUUGGCUUUCAAGUGGAGGAAGAACAAAUACAUUUCUUAGUUCAUCCUGAGCUCAUGAUUGCUAGGCUGUUUGUGGAGCCGCUGGAGGAAGACGAAGCUCUCUUCUUCCGGGGUGUCAGACCGUACUCACUAUGCGAGGGGUUUGGCAAAAGUUUCAAGUAUUCAGGUCCUUCUACCGACUCUACACCACGCAUUUUCGCUUAUGUCGGGAGGACUCACAUUAAAGACGGGGAGAUUUACACUAAGGAAGAUCUCAUUAAGGAAUUAAAUAAAAUGUUUGUUGUCUUCAGACGUGUUGAUAGUGACGAUAAGGUUGAUAAGAGGGUGACAGUUAAAGUUCCGAGACUUCACGAAUGUCGAGGAGAUCUAGCAAUAACAUUCCUAAUUUUUUUCAUGGUUGCAUCAUACGUUGGUAUUUCUGGAACAUUUUGCAUCUGUGAUAAGCAAUCAUUUGAAGAAAUUGUGGCUAUUCAGGAGCUCCUCAUUAGAAAACAGAUUAAUAUUAGAUCAAUUUUUGGAGCUUUAUGUGAGCAUGAACAGAAAGACAAGAAACGGAAUCUGUAUUUCUUUUUGAAAACUAUGUUUGAAAAGAUCGAGAGUUAAAAUCGAGUAUGUAAAAAAAAAGUUUCUUGGAUUUUUAUCGAAUUUCUAUUUGUUUUUGACUGAUUCAAUUGAAAUUUUCAGUAGAAAAGAUGCAAUGAAAGAAGUCAAUGGAAUUGCAUAUUUCUAUACAACUUUUUAAACAAUAUUCUACACAGGUAUUUUCCAUACAAUUUCCUUUGUCGAAAGUUUUUAAUCUUUUGUUCACUUUAUUCGGUUCUUAAAGAUUUCAAUCGACUUUUAUACCGUUAGUGAUAGUAACUAAUUUAUUUAAUGUAUUCGUGAAAAAUGUAGUAGAGCGGGACUCUUCGUAUCUAACAGUUAAUUUAAUAAAUGACCAGUAUUUUGUUUUA
This is a messenger RNA of Diachasmimorpha longicaudata, 3242 nucleotides long. RefSeq lists its product as uncharacterized. Bases 268 to 2892 code for a protein of 874 amino acids. Gene Ontology annotation, biological process: ATP generation from poly-ADP-D-ribose; nucleotide-sugar metabolic process; carbohydrate metabolic process. Gene Ontology annotation, cellular component: cytoplasm; nucleus. The transcript is spliced from 3 exons. The record is from RefSeq and is a predicted model, not a curated record. NCBI's taxonomy places the organism in Eukaryota, Metazoa, Arthropoda, Insecta, Hymenoptera, Braconidae. Gene Ontology annotation, molecular function: poly(ADP-ribose) glycohydrolase activity.